Molecule: messenger RNA, 4537 nt
Organism: Gekko japonicus
Lineage: Eukaryota; Metazoa; Chordata; Lepidosauria; Squamata; Gekkonidae
Gene: MAGI1
Product: membrane associated guanylate kinase, WW and PDZ domain containing 1
Exons: 23
Coding region: 50-4408 (1452 amino acids)
Biological process (GO): signal transduction
Cellular component (GO): cytoplasm
Molecular function (GO): protein binding
Source: RefSeq, a predicted model, not a curated record
CUCUCCCCCACCCCGGCGGUUCCCUUUUCUUUUUUAAAUCGCGAUCGCCAUGUCGAAAGUGAUCCAAAAGAAAAACCACUGGACGACCAAGGUGCACCAGUGCACGGUGAGCCGCGGCGCUCCCGGCGAGCUGGGGAUCCCCAUCCUGGGGGGAGCGGAGUAUGGAGAGUUUCCUUACGUCGGGCCGGUGGCCGCGCCCGAAGGGGAGACGGGCGGCGAAGGGAAACUGAGCGAAGGGGAGCUAUUGCUGGAGGUGCAGGGGAUCCGGGUCUCGGGCUUGCCCCGCUACGACGUGCUGGGAGUUAUCCGGAGCUGCAAGGACCCCGUCACUUUCAAAGCCGUCAGACAAGGAAGUCGUCUGAACAAAGAUCUGAGACAUUAUCUCAACCAGAGGUUUCAGAAAGGAUCUCCGGAUCAUGAGCUGCAGCAGACUAUUAGAGAUAACCUUUAUCGCCAUGCGGUGCCUUGCACGACCCGUCCUCCACGAGAAGGAGAAGUGCCUGGUGUGGAUUAUAACUUUCUAACUGUGCAGGAGUUCCUUGAACUUGAGAAAAGUGGGACUCUUCUUGAAGUAGGAACAUAUGAAGGUAACUAUUAUGGAACACCCAAGCCUCCCAGCCAACCCCUCAGUGGGAAAGUGAAUAACACGGAUGCUUUGCAAAGCCUCCAAUCCGGCUCCAAGCAGUCGACCCCCAAACGAACCAAGUCUUACAAUGAUAUGCAAAAUGCUGGCAUAGUGCAUACGGAGAAUGAAGAGGAAGAUGACGUCCCUGAAAUGAACAGCAGCUUUACAGCAGACUCUGGUGAACAAGACGAGCACAAUACACACAGUACGAGAGAGACAGCUCCCCCACCUGUGAAUAGCAGCAUCACAACCGUUCCCACCACGGAACCUUCUCAGAAGCUCCCUCAAUACCUACCUCCUUGUGCAGAGGAAAACUUGGGUCCUCUGCCCGAAAACUGGGAGAUGGCCUAUACAGAGAAUGGAGAAGUCUACUUUAUAGACCAUAACACUAAAACUACGUCUUGGCUAGACCCACGGUGCCUGAAUAAACAGCAAAAGCCUCUAGAAGAAUGUGAAGAUGAUGAAGGGGUACACACGGAGGAACUGGACAGUGAACUAGAACUACCUGCUGGUUGGGAAAAGAUUGAAGAUCCUGUAUACGGUGUCUACUAUGUAGAUCACAUCAACAGGAAGACACAAUAUGAGAAUCCAGUUCUGGAGGCCAAACGGAAGAAGCAGCUUGAGCAGCAGCAGCCACAGCCAGCACCCCCAGAAGAAUGGACAGAAGAGCAUCCCCCUCUUGCCCCUCCUGCUGUUCCAAACCAUGUUCCUAACAACCAGGAGACAGUUCGAGAUGCUCCAGUACAAGGUAAAACAUUGCAAGAUAGAAACCCUUCUGAGCUGAAAGGGAAGUUCAUUCACACCAAACUGAGGAAAAGCAGCAGGGGGUUCGGUUUCACCGUUGUCGGAGGGGACGAACCAGAUGAGUUUCUUCAGAUAAAGAGUUUGGUUCUCGACGGCCCUGCUGCUCUGGAUGGCAAAAUGGAAACAGGGGAUGUUAUUGUCAGUGUGAAUGACACAUGUGUGUUGGGCCAUACACACGCGCAAGUUGUGAAAAUCUUCCAGUCAAUUCCCAUUGGUGCCAGUGUGGACCUAGAACUGUGCCGAGGCUAUCCUCUGCCUUUUGACCCAGACGAUCCUAACACAAGCUUGGUGACAUCUGUGGCCAUUUUGGAUAAAGAACCAAUCAUUGUGAAUGGGCAGGAAAAUUACGACUCUCCAGCAAGCCAUGGCAGUAAAACUGGGAAAGUAAACGGGAUGAAGGAGCCAAGGCCUAGCAGUCCUGCCGAGAUUUCUUCGAAUGGAUCCCAUGGCUACCCUAACGACACCGUCUCUUUGGCUUCCUCUAUAGCAACGCAACCUGAACUCAUAACUGUACAUAUAAUUAAAGGGCCCAUGGGCUUUGGUUUUACUAUAGCAGACAGUCCCGGGGGCGGGGGACAGAGAGUGAAGCAAAUUGUUGACAGCCCAAGGUGCCGAGGCCUAAAAGAAGGGGAUCUUAUAGUCGAAGUCAAUAAGAAGAAUGUGCAAAAUCUUACACACAACCAAGUUGUGGAUAUGCUGAUUGAAUGUCCUAAAGGAAGUGAGGUGACACUGCUCGUGCAGCGAGGAGGACUGCCAGCCCCAAAGAAGAGUCCAAAGUCGCAACCACUUGAAAGGAAAGAUAGCCAAAACAGCUCUCAACACAGCGUCUCCAGCCACCACAGCACACACACUGCUUCGCCUGUCCACAGCACUCAGGUGCUUCCCGACUACCCUGCCCCUGAAGCGCCAGCUGUAGAUCAACCAGACAACGCUGGGCAGAAGAAGCCAGAUCCAUUCAAAAUCUGGGCCCAGUCCAGGAGCAUGUAUGAAAGCCGACUUCCAGAUUAUCAAGAGCAGGAUAUCUUUCUGUGGAGAAAGGAAACUGGGUUUGGAUUCAGGAUUCUUGGCGGCAAUGAACCUGGGGAACCUAUUUACAUUGGUCACAUCGUGCCACUGGGUGCUGCAGAUGCUGAUGGUCGCCUACGAUCAGGGGACGAAUUGAUCUGUGUGGAUGGGACUCCCGUGGUCGGGAAGUCGCAUCAACUUGUAGUCCAGCUUAUGCAACAGGCAGCCAAGCAAGGCCAUGUCAAUUUAACCGUCAGGCGCAAAGUGGUGUACACAGUUCCAAAAGCAGAGAACGAGGUGCCAUCUCCAGCCUCAUCGCAUCACAGCAGCAACCAGCCUGCUUCUCUGACAGAGGAGAAGCGGACUCCACAGGGAAGCCAGAACUCCCUCAAUACUGUCAGUUCAGGCAGUGGCAGCACCAGUGGAAUCGGAAGUGGAGGAGGUGGUGGGAGCGGAGUGGUCAGCACGGUGGUGCAGCCCUACGAUGUGGAAAUUCGCCGGGGAGAGAAUGAAGGCUUCGGCUUUGUCAUUGUGUCUUCGGUUAGUCGGCCAGAAGCUGGAACAACUUUUGCAGGCAAUGCAUGUGUGGCCAUGCCUCACAAAAUAGGUCGGAUUAUUGAGGGAAGCCCAGCAGACCGCUGCGGGAAGCUGAAAGUGGGGGACCGGAUAUUGGCUGUUAACGGAUGCUCCAUCACCAACAAAUCACAUUCGGACAUCGUCAACCUAAUUAAAGAAGCCGGGAAUACAGUUACUCUGCGCAUUAUUCCAGGGGAUGAGUCCUCCAAUGCUACUUUAUUGACCAAUGCAGAAAAAAUUGCAACAAUUACAACCACGCAUACUCCUCAGCAAAUACCACAGGAGACCAGGAACAACACAAAACCAAAGCAGGAGUCCCAGUUCGAUUUCAAGCCACCCCCAGCUUCACAGCCGGACCAGGAUUUUUACACAGUUGAACUUGAAAGAGGAGCCAAAGGUUUUGGCUUUAGCCUGCGAGGCGGCCGAGAAUAUAACAUGGAUCUCUACGUGUUGCGGUUAGCAGAGGAUGGCCCUGCUGAGAGAUGCGGGAAAAUGAGGAUUGGUGAUGAAAUCCUGGAGAUCAAUGGAGAAACUACAAAGAACAUGAAGCACGCCCGGGCCAUAGAACUGAUUAAAAAUGGUGGCCGCAAAGUUCGCCUCUUUCUCAAACGUGGAGAUGGUUCUGUACCUGAAUAUGACCCCAGCAGUGACAGGAACAGUCCAGCCACAGGUUCACAAAAUGUAUCGGAAGUGAAAAACAUGCCAUCUGACAGACGACAACACUCAUCAUUGGAGCCCAGUUAUCCACCAGAUCUUCACAAAUCAUCACAACAUGGAGACAAGCGGAUAUAUUUUAAGGACCCAAAAGGCAGCAAAGAGUUUGGCAGACAAUCCAAUGAACACCACACUUGGAACGGAACUUCUAAAAACAGCAAUAGCACAGCAGGCAGGAAAAAAGACAGGUCACCAGAAGGGAGGCGAGACCGACCGUCAGACAGAGUGGUGAUGAUCAACGGACAGAAACGGAAAUCUCCAGAGAAGAGAAGGGAAGGGACAAGGAGUGCUGAUAAUACUUUAGAGAGAAGGGAACGGCAUGAGAAGAGGAGAGACUUUUCUCCAGAGAGACGAAGAGAAAGGUCUCCAACCCGCAGGAGGGAUGGCUCACCUAGCAGAAGGAGGCGGUCACUUGAGAGGCUGAUGGAUCAAAGGAGAUCACCAGACAGGAAGAGAGAGAGCUCACCCUCUGAAAGGAGGGCAAAGUCAACUGACAGGAGGAGAGAGAGGACCCCAGAACGGAGGAGAGAGAGGUCUCCUGACAAAAGGAAUAGAGAUGACAAAGUUGGCUUCAGGGAGAAGGAAGAAUGCACUCUAAAAUAUGACACCAGUAAAAAUAACAGGCAAUCCCUUGAGCAAAGAAGGAGACCCUACAAAGAGUGCAGUACUGACCUCAGUAUCUAAUGGGCUUUGUAGGCCUAUGAUACUAUUGCGGCCUUUCCCAGCAUUCAGAGUUCAUAAGAAGGAAGGUAGCAAAUCUGAAUCCAUUUUAGUUCCUCAUGUCUAAUGCCUCCAAGAGCAAAAAUCCAAAUA